Molecule: messenger RNA, 693 nt
Organism: Acanthosepion pharaonis
Lineage: Eukaryota; Metazoa; Mollusca; Cephalopoda; Sepiida; Sepiidae
Source: the annotation of a GenBank genome assembly
AUGAGUUACGCAUAUUUUGAAAGCAAUUCUCUCUCUCUCUCUCUCUCUCUCUCUCUCUCUAUCUAUCUAUCUAUCUAUCUAUCUAUCUAUCUAUCUCUUAGUAUAUUCAUAUCUAUCUAUCUAUCUCUCAGUAUAUUCAUAUCUAUCUAUCUAUCUAUCUAUCUAUCUAUCUAUCUAUCUAUCUAUCUAUCUAUCUAUCUCUAUUCAGAACACCGAAUCUUCGAAAAUUGGUUUAAAAUUUCUCUCAAUACGUUAACUACUUUUUGUCCCCCCCCACUUUUUUUGCUUCCUUCCGUCUUUCUUUCUUUCUUUCUUUCUUCCUUUCUUUCUUUCUUUCUUUCUUUCUUUCUUUCUUUUUUUGUGCCCCUAAUUCUUCUUUCUUGGCCUUUUUUCUUUGUUUUUUCUUUUCUCUUUCUCACAUUUUCUUCCUCUUGCUCUAUAAAUUUAAAACAUUCUUGUCUCCUUUUACUUCCCUUUUUCUCUAUCUCUCUCUUUGUUUAUUGUGUACCUUCUCCUCCUGUUUUCCACUUCUUUCUCCUCUUGGAACCAGAGAAAACCUCUCUUUCUCUCUGUCUCUCUCUCUCUGUCUCUCUCUCUCUCUCUCUCUCUCUCUCUCUGUCUCUCUGUCUCUGUCUCUGUCUCUGUCUCUCUCUCUCUCUCUCUCUCUCUCUCUCUCUCUCUCUCUGGCCUUAA